CUACCAAAUACCUUGCUGCACAUUCCUCAAUCUGCAAAACCUACCCUCAUCAUGGCCUCCGUAGCAAAAACUAUCGUCCUCGUCACAGGCGCAAACAGCGGCAUCGGCUUCGAGCUCGCCGCGCAGCUCCUCGCAAAAGGCACAUACCACGUCCUGCUAGGCUCGCGCAGCACGGAAAAAGGUAGCGCCGCGCUCCAAGAACUGCAAUCGCGCAGUCUCCCCGGCACAGCGGAGCUGCUCCCCCUCGAUCUCACCGACGACGCCACCAUCAAUAGCGCCGCCAGCACCGUCGAGCAAAAUCACGGCAAACUCGACAUUCUCGUCAACAACGCCGCCGUCGCCCUCCCCGCCGGCACAGACCGCGAACAGCUGCGCACCGCGUUCGACACCAACGCCACAGGCCCCUACAUCCUGACCAAGACCCUGCUCCCGCUGCUGCAGAAAUCCACGGCUGGCGCCCGCAUCGUCAAUAUCUCCAGCGGCGUUGGCAGCAUAGCGCGCAAAAUGGAUCCCACGUCCCCGAUGCACAAGAUGUCCGGCGUGCAGUACCGCGCGUCCAAGUCGGCGCUUAAUAUGGUUCACGCGUGCCAGUUUGUCGAAUAUGGCGACUUGGGGAUUAAGGUGUUCUUGUUUGAUCCAGGGUUUACGGUGAGUAAUCUCGGGCCGCAUAAUAAGGCGGAGCAUGGGGCCAGGAGCGCGAGGGAGAGCGUGCUGCCGCUGAUGGAUGUGUUGGAGGGGAAGAGGGAUGCGGAGGUGGGGCUGUUUCUGCAUAAUACAGGGGUGUGGCCGUGGUAGAGAGGGAUUGGGUAGGGCGGGGGUGGGACGUGGCGAGCCGAUUCGGGCUGGAUCGUGGAAGAGCAUCUGUACGACUACAGGGGGUUAGCGGAGGACGGUCAAGACCUGGAGGCAAA
This is a messenger RNA of Trematosphaeria pertusa, 911 nucleotides long. Its product is annotated as putative short-chain dehydrogenase. The transcript is spliced from 2 exons. The record is from RefSeq and is a predicted model, not a curated record. Lineage: Eukaryota; Fungi; Ascomycota; Dothideomycetes; Pleosporales; Trematosphaeriaceae. Bases 52 to 795 code for a protein of 247 amino acids.